UACACUUUCACAACUAAAUUCUUUCACCAUCUUUUUUCAUCCUAAACCUCUUCAACUGCAUUUUGUUUUUUUUACUAAGUGACAAGUAUUAAUGGAGGACAUGCUCGGAAGACCUCGGACUUCCGGUUUUUCGAUUUCGGUUUCGGUUCUGAUCAAGUACAUGCUCCGUGAGCAGCGGCUGUUAUUUGUUUUGAUUGGGUUCGCCGUUCCGGCUCUGGUUUUUAAUGUCUUCCAUGUCUCCACAUCGUCGCGUAUUAAACAUGUUUCGGUUGCUGAGUCGUGGCAAUCCACCGAACUGUCUCGUAUCCCUCGUCGCAUUGCGUAUGAGCUCCCUGAAGUCAUGAACCGAGCCGGAAAAGUUCCAUUGGGAUUGAAGAGGAAGCGGUUACGCGUUGUGGUGACAGGAGGGGCAGGUUUCGUGGGGAGUCAUUUGGUGGAUCGAUUGCUGGAACGAGGGGACAGUGUGAUAGUGGUGGAUAAUUUUUUUACAGGUCGAAAAGAGAACCUGUUGCAUCAGUUGAAGAACCCGAGGUUUGAGCUCAUACGCCAUGAUGUCGUUGAGCCUAUUUUGUUGGAGGUUGAUCAGAUUUACCAUUUGGCUUGUCCUGCCUCUCCUGUGCAUUACAAGUUCAAUCCUGUCAAGACUAUUAAGACGAAUGUGGUGGGAACACUGAACAUGCUGGGACUUGCGAAGAGGGUUGGUGCACGCUUCUUGCUAACGAGCACCAGUGAGGUGUAUGGUGAUCCUCUUCAACACCCUCAAGUUGAGACUUACUGGGGCAAUGUCAACCCCAUUGGUGUUCGGAGCUGCUAUGAUGAGGGCAAGCGAGUAGCUGAGACAUUAACUAUGGACUACCACAGGGGACUCAACAUUGAGGUCAGGAUUGCUCGGAUUUUCAAUACUUAUGGACCUCGUAUGUGCCUCGAUGAUGGACGUGUUGUUAGCAAUUUUGUUGCUCAGGCCUUAAGAAAGGAGCCAUUGACUGUUUAUGGGGAUGGGAAGCAAACUAGGAGUUUCCAGUUUGUUUCAGAUUUGGUGGAGGGUUUAAUGCGAUUGAUGGAAGGCGAUCAUGUCGGUCCUUUUAAUCUUGGUAACCCUGGAGAAUUCACCAUGCUUGAACUUGCUCAGGUGGUCCAAGACACAAUUGAUCGUAAUGCAAAGAUAGAAUACAGGCCGAACACAGAAGAUGACCCUCACAUGAGAAAACCAGACAUAUCAAAAGCUAAGAAGCUUCUUGGGUGGGAGCCAAUGGUGUCCCUUCGCGAUGGACUUCCUCAGAUGGUAAGUGACUUCAGGCAACGCUUGUUUGGCGAUGAGAAGGAAGCUAUUUGAGGCACAACUCUGUAAUCAGCUUGAUCCCCCAGUUCUCAGAUAGACCUCCCUUAGUAAUCCUUUCUCCUAUAAAAGAAGUAGAAAUAUUAUGAGCAACGUAGAGGAAUAAUAUGAACUUAACACAGUAGUUUCAUUUCAUAAUAAUGCUGGUGCAGUACAAGAAGAAAAGAAAAGGAUCAACAAAAAAUAGUACUGGUAUUUAUGAAAUCUCUGUGAUGGUAGAAAUGCCAUCCAACUACUGCAUUUGUACAUUAGAUUCAUGAUUUUGUUAUUUUUGUAAUGCUUAUUUCGGUUUAAAUGUAAGCCAAGAGCAUCUGCAAAGCACAUUCCCGGUUUAGGUUCCCUGAAAUAUACUA
Messenger RNA from Daucus carota subsp. sativus, 1689 nucleotides. RefSeq names its product UDP-glucuronic acid decarboxylase 2-like. NCBI's taxonomy places the organism in Eukaryota, Viridiplantae, Streptophyta, Magnoliopsida, Apiales, Apiaceae. Gene Ontology annotation, molecular function: NAD+ binding; UDP-glucuronate decarboxylase activity. The transcript has 8 exons. Gene Ontology annotation, biological process: D-xylose metabolic process. The record is from RefSeq and is a predicted model, not a curated record. Gene Ontology annotation, cellular component: cytoplasm. The coding region runs from base 92 to 1333 and encodes 413 amino acids.